UUCUCUGAAUAUCUAAGCCGCAAUGUAGUUCGUGAACCACAAAAAAGAUCAGAAUCCUUUGCACGUCUCUGUCAUAAACAACUAUUACUACUUGUGAAGCAUACAAAAAAGACCGACCCUAAUUUAUACACGCACACAUAUUAACAUAUACACUACAUAUCAUAUCAGAUAUAUAAGGAGGGUUUAAGAAUUCUUCUAUUUCUUCUCUCUCUCGGCCAACAACCACAUCGACAAUGGCUUCUCUUCUUACGAAGCCUAAGCCCGUUUUCCUCUGUUCUUCUCCACGAACUCUACACGCGUCAACACCGUCAUUGAGUUUCAGCAGAAUCUCAUUCACCCACCAUCAAAAGCUUGCUCCUUUCAAGCUUCCUAGCCUCGUUGUCGCAUUCUCUGAAAAGGGUCUGAAGAGAGAUGUCUCCGCUGGAGCUGCAGCAACGGAGGGUGAUUACAGGAGGAUUAUGCUGUCAGAUGUGUUGGUGAAGAAGAAGGAGAAAGUACAUUGGUGGGAGAGAGAAUGGAAAGCUAUGGAUUUUGGAGCUGUCGCUGUGGUUUUGUCUAUGCAUUUGCUUAGUCUCUUGGCUCCGUUUCAGUUCAAUUGGAGAGCUGUUUCCGUUGCUUUUGGGCUUUAUAUCGUUACAGGUCUUCUGGGUAUUACUCUGUCUUUUCAUAGGAAUCUUUCACACAAAGCCUUCAAGCUUCCCAAAUGGCUUGAGUACUUGUUUGCUUAUUGUGGAGCACAAGCUCUUCAGGGGAACCCAAUUGAUUGGGUGAGUACACAUAGGUACCAUCAUCAGUUCUGUGAUUCAGACAGAGAUCCUCAUAGCCCACUUGAUGGAUUUUGGUUCAGUCACAUGAAUUGGAUGUUUGAUACCAAUACAAUCACUAAAAGGUGUGGAGAGCCUAAUAACGUUGCGGAUUUGGAGAAGCAGCCAUUUUAUCAAUUCCUUCGAGACACGUACAUUUUUCAUCCCGUGGCUCUAGCGGUUGCUCUAUAUGCAAUGGGUGGCUUUCCAUUCAUUGUUUGGGGAAUGGGUGUAAGAAUAGUAUGGGUAUAUCAUAUAACUUGGCUAGUAAACUCAGCUUGUCAUGUAUGGGGGAAACAAGCAUGGAACACCGGCGAUUUGUCUAAGAACAACUGGUGGGUAGCAGCUCUAGCAUUCGGGGAAGGAUGGCACAACAAUCACCAUGCUUUUGAGUUCUCAGCUCGACACGGUCUAGAAUGGUGGCAACUUGAUAUGACUUGGUAUGUCGUUAGGUUUCUACAAGCCCUCGGUUUAGCAACUGAUGUCAAGCUCCCAUCGGAAGCUCAGAAACAAAGAAUGGCAUUGACCAGCGACUGAUCUUGAAACUACGGAGUUAGAACUGUCGGUACUAUGAAGAUUAAGAAAAAAGGGUUUUGUGCUUCUUUUUUUCGUGUUUACAUUAAGGUAUAUAAAUAUAUAUAUAUAUAUAUAUAUCUGUGCAAGAGAUUGUAUGUGACAAACUGAUAAUGAAUUUGAAAUAUCUAUAAUUACAUA
Molecule: messenger RNA, 1517 nt
Organism: Capsella rubella
Lineage: Eukaryota; Viridiplantae; Streptophyta; Magnoliopsida; Brassicales; Brassicaceae
Product: palmitoyl-monogalactosyldiacylglycerol delta-7 desaturase, chloroplastic
Exons: 5
Coding region: 234-1340 (368 amino acids)
Biological process (GO): lipid metabolic process
Cellular component (GO): endoplasmic reticulum membrane
Molecular function (GO): oxidoreductase activity, acting on paired donors, with oxidation of a pair of donors resulting in the reduction of molecular oxygen to two molecules of water
Source: RefSeq, a predicted model, not a curated record